GCGAAAGGCUGAGAGCUAACAAGCAACGAGCAACGGCCAUCUCUCUCUCAGUACCAAAUUGACAAAUUUCCCAUCCAAAAGCCCUAAACCGCGAAAAUUUCAUCAAAUUGAAUUUUCCAUUUGACCGAUUAAUCAAUCUACUCUUCGUACUUGCUGAGCGAUGUCGUCGAAGCGUAAUAACAAGGAGAAGACCGUCCGCCGCCACCAUAAGGAGGAGAAGGCAGAAGAGCCGGAGCUGCCGAAAUACAGGGACCGAGCCAAAGAACGGAGAGAAGAUCAGAAUCCAGAUUACGAGAUUACCGAGUUGACGUCCUUUCAUGCCGUUGCUCCUCCGGGAACUGUUGAUAUCUUGUCUGCUGAUGCGCACAAGUUAUCUAUUGAGAAGAGCAAAUAUCUUGGAGGUGAUGUUGAGCACACCCAUUUGGUCAAAGGGUUGGAUUAUGCUUUGCUUAAUAAAGUGCGAAGUGAAAUAGAUAAAAAGCCUGAGGCCGGAGAAGAGAAUGAAGGGAAAUCUAAAGUACAAAAGGACGACCAACCUGUAGCUUUCCGCACUGCAACAGCAAAGUCAGUUUAUCAAUGGAUAGUCAAACCACAAACAGUCAUCAAGACAAAUGAAAUGUUCCUUCCUGGAAGAAUGGCUUUUAUUUUUAACAUGGAAAGUGGGUUCUCUCAUGACAUUCCAACAACUGUCCACAGAAGUAAAGCUGAUUGUCCUGUUCCGGAGGAAAUGGUUACCGUGAGUGUUGAUGGUUCAGUGCUAGAUCGAAUUGCUAAGAUCAUGUCAUAUCUUCGCCUUGGGUCAUCGGGGAAAGUUCUGAAAAAGAAGAAGAAAGACAAAGAUGGAAAAGGGAAAAAUUUAUCUGUUUCUAAUGGAUAUGAGGAAGAUGAAAGGAUUUUGAAAUCUGAUUCUCUGAAGAAUCAAAAUGAUGGAGAAUUCCUACCACCACCACCUCCCCCACCUCCCAGAAAGAACUAUCCUGACCCGAUAGAGAAGCUGGAAUCACCCAUUGUUAGGAAAGAAGAGGAAGAUAUUUUUGUGGGUGAUGGUGUAGACUAUACUAUUCCCAGUAAAGAUAUGAGCCAAAGCCCAAUUUCAGAGGAUAUGGAAGAAUCUCCUCGGAACAAAGAGAAACAAUCCUACUUUGCUGAACCUGCCUAUGGUCCAGUACCACCUGCUGAGUUGUCUCAUGGUUGGGAACAGGCGAAUGGAUACGAGGCUUUGCAAGCACAAGCAUUAGCUAGUGGGUACCAAGGAGAGUGGCAGAAUUACCAAUAUGCUGAGCAACUGGCUUACCCCGAGCAGUAUCUUCAGCAAGACAUGCAGGCUUAUGAUAUGCAAGCUCAAGCCGGUUCAAAUGUUGUACAGGAUCCACGUUUUAUGACUCAAGAAGAGAAGGAUAGGGGCUUAGGAUCCGUGUUUAAAAGGGAUGAUGAGAGACUUCAACAACUGCGUGAGAAGGAUGCCCGAGAGAAAGACCCUAAUUUUAUAUCUGAGAGUUACUCGGAAUGCUACCCUGGUUACCAAGAAUAUAACCGUGAGGUUGUGGACAGCGAUGAUGAAGGUGAUUUGUCCAAGAUGGACAUGGGCGGACGGGCAAAGGGGCGGCUUCACCGGUGGGACUUUGAAACAGAAGAGGAAUGGGCUAAAUACAACGAGCAGAAGGAAGCAAUGCCAAAAGCUGCGUUCCAAUUCGGUGUGAAGAUGCAAGAUGGUCGGAAGACCCGAAAGCAGAACAGGGAACAGAAGCUCACCAAUGACCUGCACAAGAUAAACAAGAUACUCGCUCGGAAGAAGGCUGAGAUGGGUGGCGACAAGAAUGAUGAUGGCAGGAGCUAUGGCGAUGAAACUCCUGGGAAGAAGCUAAGGAUAUGAUGCAACUACUUGUUACACAUAUAUUAACCAUUUUUUUUUUUACAUCCUAAGUUUUCUACUUGGAUUUGAAUUAUGAUUCACGGUUAUAAAUGAUGACUACGGCCACUUGCGGACUUGAUGAUAUCAUAUCAUAUAGCGUCAUCUAUUUUGAGAAGGUGAAUAGGUGAUAAAAGAAGUACUGAUUUGUGUAUUGAUGGUAGGAUGUAGUGUGUAAUGUUUAUUUGAUUUUAUUUCAUUUUAAAAUUCAGCGAUUAAUGUUUCUCAAAAUUAAGAUGAAACUUUCAUUUUUUUAGUUGGAAGAUGAAACUUGUUCACUGUGAUGCAAAGAAAUAAAAAUCCACCGACCUUUGAAUGCCGAAAUUUAGUAAUAAAAUAGUCACGAUUGAUAAUAAUGAAAAGCUUGAUAUAGAAGAUAACGACGAAAUAUUUUCACUGAGAAGGAAUUGGAGUUCUCUCUCAAAACUAAAUAAAAAAUAAAAAAUGAAGUAAUUGGAAGUUGGAAUGUGGAAAGGAAAAAGAAAAAGAAAAAGAACAAAACAAAAGACGUGUCUAUUGAGGUACUAGCCGAAAUAAAUAAAUAGAAAUGUUUUCUUGCGCAUCAUCCUCUUCUUCACAAACGCAAGCAUCAAAACCCAAACCCCCCUAAAUUGCCAAAUCCCAAUAAUUAGGGUUCGUUCAAUCUUUGCAGAUUCUCUUUUUAAUCAUCAAUCUCUUUUUAAUCAUCAAUUAAAUCACCAAAUCUUUUCUUUGUGCAGAUUCUUAUUGUUUCAAUCUAUUUUUCAGUCAUCGCUUUAACCUUGGAAUUCAAGGCUUCCAAAAUUCGUCGUUGUUUCGGUGUUAUUUUGUGUAUCUUUAUUGUCUGUUUACGGGGGCAUGAUUCAUGGCCUCAGAAGGGAAAGUUUCAUAUGCGUCCCUGUCUAAUAUGGAAAAGGAGAAUACCAAGUUUUCUUAUGUAGAUGAUUAUGAUGACACUCCUUGGCCACCACAAGAAGGCCAGAAUGCGGAGGUGUUGAAUCAGAAAGUGUCAUAUCCAUAUCCUCUCGAUUCUGAAGAUUUUAUGGAUGGAGGGUAUGACUCGGGCGAGGAUCAGUACCCACCUGUAUCAAGAAAUGGCCCACCUGAGGUGAACUUGAAAAAUGUUAUGAGUGGGAUAUUUGCCAUUCUUACUGGACGAAAUAAAGAUCAUUCUACCCUAAGAAAUCUCCCUCAGUUGCCAAGUUCUAAUGUAUCAUUCCUUGGAUCUCCAAAGGAUGGAGAAACAGUCUUGCAUGCUUCAGUUUACAUUCCGAGUGCUCCCCCACUUCUUGAGCAUAAUUCUUUUAAUUAUAAUGCUUACAAAGAUGUCCUGGAAGCUGAACCACCAGAAUGGCUUCCAGAUAGUGCGACAACAGCUUGCAUGCAAUGCAAUGCUCCCUUUACAGCUUUGACCCGUGGUAGACACCAUUGUCGCUUUUGUGGAGGAAUUUUUUGUAGGGUGUGCUCAAAAGGAAGGUGUUUAUUACCUGCUAAGUUUAGGGAAAGGAAUCCACAGAGGGUGUGUGACACUUGCUAUGAUAGGCUUGAUCCAUUGCAAGCUGUAUUGAUCAAUACCAUCAGCAAUGCUUCCCAGAUUGCAAAGCAUGAUGUGAUGGAUUGGACUUGCUCAAGAGGGUGGUUGAAUCUUCCGGUGGGUUUGUCCAUGGAGCAUGAAAUAUACAAGUCGACCAUUACGCUGAGGAGCUUUUCGCAGGUCCAAGUGUUAUUCAUUUAAAUGCUCUUAAGUUUCUAAGAGCAAUGUUGACUUGUUGCUUAUCUUGUUAUUCGAUCUUAACGAUAUGAAAGUAUGGAGGAGGUUUUCUUGGUUGAGUCUCAAAUUUUAGGGCUUUGGUCGAUAAAGCUUUUCUUAGAACUUCGGCCAUUUUGUAUGAGUGAAAAGUUAUUCCUCAUUAAAUGAAGCUACUACUAUCAUCUGUAGAUAGUGAAUUUUUAAAAAUUUACUUAACAGGUAGCUAGGUUGAACCCUGAGAAGUCCAUCCCUGCAGCUAUUUUGAAAGGAGCAAGAGGUUUGGCAAUCUUGACGGUUGCUAAAGCUGGUGUGUUACUUUCUUAUAAACUAGGGACUGGCUUGGUAGUUGCCCGACGAUCAGAUGGGUCAUGGUCGGCACCAUCUGCCAUUCUCUCUGCUGGUUUGGGAUGGGGAGCACAGGUAUGGUUGGAGGUUUCAGGAUCGGCAUCUUUAUUGCAUACUUUCUUUAUUUUGAUGAGCUCCAGACUUCCAUUCUCUUUGGAAUAGAACUUGUUCGUAUGCAUUCUUGAACAGACUAAUGUUUUCCACUGGAAUUGUUUAGCUAAGCCUGAACUUUUGUUUGUUAUUCACAGGUCGGGGGUGAGCUCAUGGAUUUCAUACUUGUGCUUCAUAACACCAAAGCUGUGAAAACAUUUUGCAGUCGCAUGCAUUUUUCUCUUGGUGCUGGUUGCAGUGCUGCUGCUGGACCAAUUGGGAGAGUUGUUGAGGCAGAUCUGCGAGCUGGAGAUAAAGGCUCCGGCAUGUGCUAUACUUACAGCUGUAGUAAAGGUAUGAUCUCUUGGUAUUUCUACCUGAAUGGUAGCUUAGCACCUUUAAAGGGUUAUUUGCACCUUGUUUCCUUUGAACUAAUCACCGCGUGCCUUAUUAAAAAGAAUAUCAGACUGAUAUUGUCACUUGUCACUUCUAAAUUUGUAUUUUGUGCUCAGUUGAAAGAAUAAGUAGAAUGUUGGCCAAAUGUGAUACGAUUAUGAAUGAACAAAUGCAUGACGUUGUCAGCAUAUUAUUUACAAGUAUGGCUAAUCCACUUUGCAAGUUUAACGGAUGAAAUAUCAUGAAUAUGACUUGAACAUAAAUUUUGAUUCCAGCCCAAGAUUAGAAGCUCGAUCGGAGAGAGUUAAAUAACAAAAUUUUAAGCAUUGUGGUGUGUGUAUUCUUUGUGCAAAUAUCAAUAUGUUAAGAAUCCAUUAAAGGAAUAACUCACCAUAUACAUCGAUGGGAAUGUCUCAGGUGCAUUUGUCGGAGUCUCGCUCGAAGGAAACAUUGUUGCAACAAGAAUGGACACGAAUCUUCAAUUCUACGGUGAUCCAUACCUAACUACAGCUGAUAUCCUUCUUGGAGCUGUGGAUAGGCCAAAGGCUGCUGAACCAUUGUAUGCUGCUCUCAGAGACCUUUACUCUAAAUUGUGAAGCUAGUUCUUGCAGGGGCCCGUUCGUGUAUAAAGGCUUUCAAGUAUAGUAAGUAUUGUAGUUGCUAGUGGGCAAUGCAGAUCUUCAAGGGGAAAGGAGCAGUCUGUGAACUAGUGACAUAAAUGCAAAUCUCAGAUGCUUAUGUUUUGUUCCUGUGCAUAUAAAAUGUUUUUCCUUGUCAUAAAAGCCUAGAAAGCUUCAUACACUUGUACAUAAAUGUAUACAUAAAUUGUUCAUUAUGAUACUAGUGCCAGAGAUUGGUUUCGAUCAAAA
Molecule: messenger RNA, 5338 nt
Organism: Salvia miltiorrhiza (redroot sage)
Lineage: Eukaryota; Viridiplantae; Streptophyta; Magnoliopsida; Lamiales; Lamiaceae
Product: suppressor of mec-8 and unc-52 protein homolog 2
Exons: 12
Coding region: 161-1873 (570 amino acids)
Biological process (GO): mRNA splicing, via spliceosome
Cellular component (GO): nucleus
Source: RefSeq, a predicted model, not a curated record